Messenger RNA from Fusarium fujikuroi IMI 58289, 897 nucleotides. RefSeq lists its product as uncharacterized. The record is from RefSeq and is a predicted model, not a curated record. The transcript has 2 exons. Bases 1 to 897 code for a protein of 298 amino acids. Lineage: Eukaryota; Fungi; Ascomycota; Sordariomycetes; Hypocreales; Nectriaceae.
AUGCCUAGUCAACAGCCCUUGAUUGACUCUGCCCCCCCCCCCCCUCCGCUUCAAGGACGGAAUACUAUUCCAUCUUUGUUGCCAGCUCUGUCGCUGAGUUCCAAGAUCUACAAAGCGGUGAUAUCGCCGUUCCAGAAGCUCCAGUUGCUCUUCCCAAGAGUGUCUGGAACAUUGGACCUGAAAUUGGUGGACCAAGCAAAGAUUUUACUGCGACAAACUGCGACAAACUGCGCUACUACAACAUUCCAUAAGUUCAACAAACUUCCUGUUGAGCUGCAAACAACGAUAUGGAGAUUGCCUUUCCGAAAGCCAAGGAUCUUUAGAUUGGGGCCUAUUCCUGAACAUAACGAAGCAGGAUGCAUACGAAUCAUAUUUCCUCACAAACCUCCAGCUUCUGCGCAAGCGUGUCGCGAAUCUCAGGCUCUUUUCAAAGGGGAAGCCAGACAGUUAUUCGGACUGAACAUCGGCAUUUACAAAAGCCUUUGGUUUCUACCAUCCACGGACAUUGUCUAUUGGGACAAGGAGAUGGUAUGCAGGUAUUUACUGCCUGGUACGGAUGAAAUUGACGACGUUUGGAACGUUGCGAUGAAAUGGCCCGAUAUAGAAGAGUCCGACGUCAAACUAGAUCCGCUGCUCGAAGAUGUUCGAGAGAUGUUUCCAGACUGUAAGAGACUCAUGUUCGUUAUGAGACACCAGCCUCUGCUCGAUACUGAUAUCAGUUUUAUCCAAGUCAAAGACGAUGACAAGAUGCACAUUCGUUGGCAUGGAGACUGGAGCUCAUGGGGUGACAUCAGGCGAGAUAUUCAUGAGUAUUGGCCAAAGUAUGAUCACGAGGAUCAUACUGUGGUACCAAUGGUGGAGGCUGUUAAGGUGAUGCGUGUUCGUGAUGGAACUUAA